CCUCGCAAGGUCCAACUGGUGAAAGCAAAACUUUGACGCUGUGAUGUCAUCAAUGAGCGACGAAGACCCACAUGUCAUCCAGCUGAGGUUAGCUCUUCACAAGUCAAGAAAUGGCCAGACAGUGGUCUGAAGGCCACUCCACCUCCGUCUUGUGUGUUGGUGCUUCUUCGGGUCCAGAGGAUCUCAUUGCUUCAGGCGCUGAGGGUGGACAGAUUACAAUCUGGGGGCAAGAUGGCACCAUUGCAGGCCGUAUCACCGUUCCUGGGGAGGGCGACAUCACCAGUGUGGUGUUUUCCCCCGCAGCUUCAAACCAGCUGUUUGCGUCACACGGAGACACGGUGAGUGUGCUUGAUCCAAGGAACCUCAAGAGCUCCGUGGAGGAUUUCCGAGAAGCAGGGGAAGAGGAGAUCAACUCUUUGGCACUGAAUGAGACGGGUUCAGCCCUGGCGGUAGCUGAUGAUUCUGGGGCGGUGCGAGUGCUGGAGAUCCCGGGGGGUAAAGUGUGCAGGACUCUUCGCAGACACACAAACAUCUGUUCUUCUGUGGCUUUCCGACCCCACCGGCCCAACAACCUGGUGUCUGUUGGACUGGACAUGCAGGUAAUGUUAUGGAACCUGCAGAAAACACGGCCCCUAUGGACCCUCAACCUCCAGGAUGCAGCAGAAGACGACGAAGGCCUCCACCAGCAGCCCGCUGGUCAGCUCUUCAACCCUCCACUGGUGCACUGUGUGACGGUGGCGAGCUGUGGUAACGUUUUAGGCUGUGCAUCAGAAGAUGGGCGGGUGCAUGUGAUGCGGAUUGGCAGCGGUUCCAAACUGGAGCAGCAGGGAGCCCUCAAAGCUCACAGUCAGGGAGCUUCACAAGCACAUUUUGUCGGUUUCUUAUCGCAUCCUUACUGGCUCGUCACCGGAGGAAACGACAGCCAUGUGGCCUUGUGGGACCUCGGUAAGCAUCCGGUGGUAUCUCCAGAGGGAAAACCGCAAGGAGCGGCACCACAGCACAGAAAGAGGAAGAGCAAGUCAAAGAGAAAAGAGCAGACUCCGAAUAAAGAACAGACUGCGCAGCUGGAAAAGGAAGCAGAGGAGGAGGAAGACACAGCUGCAGAGAAGGUAACGGACAAGCCUGGCCCCAAACUGAGCAUCAAGCACAGCGACAAAGUGAACUGGUUGUGUCCUGCGGUGCUGAAAGGAGUACCCAGCGUGAUGGUCGCAGACCAAAGCUGCAGUUUGACAGUGUAUCCUCUGUCUCAGAUGUAGCAGCAUCCAAUUUCAAUAUGCUUGGUUUGUUUGAUUCUGUGUGGAAGACUGACCAUAGUUGGUUGCAGCUCAUCUGCUUGCAUUAAAAACACAACCACAAGCUUCUUGUUCAGUAAGACUAGUGCUAAAGAUACAAAAAAAUAGAAACAGGCCUGAAGGUAAAACAUACAUCUUUGCCAGUGGAGUGAGUCGUAUUUCAAACACUUUUAUUUUUUAAACGAAAUCACAGUUUUUAAUGAAAACGACUCCAAACCAGACAAACAUGAAAAUGAACUUAAAUUGGUUUGUGGAAAUAAAAUCUUGAGUCAUCUCAUCUGUAAAGUA
This is a messenger RNA of Oryzias latipes (Japanese medaka), 1580 nucleotides long. RefSeq names its product WD repeat domain 53 (gene wdr53). Lineage: Eukaryota; Metazoa; Chordata; Actinopteri; Beloniformes; Adrianichthyidae. Gene Ontology annotation, molecular function: protein binding. The record is from RefSeq and is a predicted model, not a curated record.